UCAGCCGAUCGUUCUGCUCGUGUGACGCUAUCCGAGCCACUCUUUCUUCCCGUCACAGUCUGAUGUCGCCUUCCAAGCUCCCAUCACUUACUCUUCUGUCGUUCUUUUGUUUGUUGUCGUUUAACGCUUCGCAGUUUCCUUGACUCCCUGCUUUGCCCAACAGGCCCCUCCUUCCCCCUAAUUUCGGUCCGUAUGCCACAAGCCCUCAAUCUGGUCCGGUCCGCCACUAUGCUUCGUGGACUUCGAUUAUAUAUACUACCCAAGGCCCUCCCCCGCCAUUAUCAACACCUACCGACCAUCCACCAAGUAACAACAUCUUUCGCCUGCCACCACAUCGCGCCUACUCGUCCUCUGCCCUUCCUGGCCUGACAGACGACGAUACCUAAUAACAAUGGGACGCCCUCAUCGCCGAGAAGCUGAUAUCGAACAGGACCCUUAUGAGUCCUCCGGUCGCUCUUACACGCCUGCCGCUGGCCCAUACAACCAACACCCCCCUCGCGGCCGUAGCCCCGGUAGCCGGCGUCGCAACAUGUCUGAGCCCGCCGCCGCCGCAGCUACUGCCUACGACGACUUUCAACGUGAUCUCGAGCCCAAGGAACAACCACGGGAACAUCCUGAGAGCCACAAGCACCGUAAAGACACGGGACCAGGAGCCCACGCUGCCUACUCUGAGCCGAGGCAAGCCCGCAGGAACCAUAAGAACCGCUACUACGACGACGAUAAUGAUGAUGUCUUCCCCAGCCGCGCUCGGAGUCACGGCCGCUCCGCCCACGAAACCCCCUCUGCCCGCCAUCAUCGCACCGCCGACGACCGCCGGAAUGACUUUGACACUUACACACCGGCAUCUCGUCACAGCCGUGAGCGGCAGCAUGCCUACCACCCACCCAAGACAAGCGAAACGAGGCGCCCUAAGUAUACAGACUUCGAGGCCGACCAGCGUCAGACCGACUAUCGGCGCCCCCGCUACGCCGAUUACGACGAUGCUGAUAUGCGAACUGCCGAGCCUCAUCGGUCCCAAUACCAACGGUAUGGCGCUGAGCCGCGUGGGAAUGACAGACGGCAGGCGCGUCACGCCGACUACGAAGAUGUUCCCCGCGGCGGUGGCGAAUCGUACCGCGGCCGCUAUGCUGAUUAUGAGGCUAAUGCUCGUCCCCAGCCACGGGAUUACACCCCCUCGGGUCGCGGCCGCUUCAGAAAUGAAUCUCCCGACCGAUAUGCUCAGCCUAGCAGCCAGCAGCGCCCAGUCAGAGGUCGGUCCAUGCCCAGGAAAGGGGUGAAGGGAGUUGGUCCCGCCGGCAGCGCUCGGCCUCGGGCCAAAUCAGCCGUCGGUUAUGCCGCUCUUGGCGAAGCUGCGCAGACAGCAUUCAGAGUUGGGAGUCAGGCGGCUUUGCAGAUGCGGAGCGAGCCCGGUCCCUGGAUCGGCGAGAAGGGUACGCGGGUGGCCACAGCGGCGCUUGGUGCCGCUCUGGUUGAUACUUUUGUUGGUCACAAGGCUACCGGUAUAAGGGGCGGUAUGCGCCAUCAGGCGCUCCGUCAAGCAUGCGAGAUGGGCAUCCGCAACUUCGUCAUACAGCCUACUGUCAACACGGCAACCCGUCGCAGUGGUGCCGGCGGCGGCGACGGUUACAGCAGUGGCGGCCAUGGUAGCAGCGGUCGCAAGCGACAUUGAGAAUGCCUUCUUUGAUAAGAACUCUCAUUAGGUCUGUUUCGUCCCCAUUUUUUUCUUUGUGCCGUCCGGCUUCUCAUACACGUCGCCUUUCGUUUCUUGUCUCCUU
Molecule: messenger RNA, 1775 nt
Organism: Colletotrichum destructivum
Lineage: Eukaryota; Fungi; Ascomycota; Sordariomycetes; Glomerellales; Glomerellaceae
Exons: 1
Coding region: 392-1669 (425 amino acids)
Source: RefSeq, a predicted model, not a curated record